AUGGCAGACGUUGGAAAUGCCACAAUGGCUGAUUCGCCGGAGACGGUGAAAUCACGAGACAAAGUCCAUCAUACUGUGACCGCUUGCGUGAGAUGUAGACAAAGGAAGACACGAUGCGACCCGACCCUGCCCCGCUGCGAGCCCUGCGAGAGAAGUAACGCCCAUUGCGAAUAUUACGACUCGGCCAAAAAUCGGACCAUACCGCGGACAUACAUCACCUCUUUGCAAGAGACGGUCCGUCGACUGAAUGAGGAGUACAAGGCACUGGAGAAAGAGGACGACUACGAACCUGACCAUGAGUCCAUGGCGCGGGCCGCAGGUCUGGUGAGAUUCACUGAGAAGGAUGAGUGUCGAUUCUUGGGCCCAUCUAGCGGCAUUGCCAUCACGCGCUUCGUGAUGGAGUUUGCGAAACAGAACUCGUCCCGGAGAAUGAUCAAGGAUGUCGUACCACAUCAUGCCGCCCAAGAGAUCAAAGACAAGUUCGACGCUGAGAGCAGUAAGCCCACCUCCAAGGUGUAUCCUCUCAUUAGUUCGGUGGCCGCACCUGAUCUCCCAAACCGAGAACUCAUGGAACGCUUGGUUUCAAUAUACAUGGUCAAGGCCCAGUACAUGUUGCCGCUCCUCCACGAGCCUUCGUUCCGUCGAGACCUCGAGACCGUAUACAACGGCACGGCUGAUACGACCCUCAACUUUCAAGUCCGUCUAGUCGUCGCGAUCAGUAUGCAAAAGCUCGAUAAACAAUACGCUGGUCUUGCCGACAGUUACUACCUGGCGGCGCUACCUUUUAUGCCGGGUGCUGUUGAGAAAAUGGACCUGUCUACCUUACAAUGCUUUGCGCUUAUUGCGCAAUACUCAUUGCUAACCCCCACAAGGACAGCCGCAUACUGGGUUGUAGGAGUCGCGGCAAAGCUAUGUCAGGAUCUUGGUCUUUGUGAAGAGGAAACAAUCCACAGACCGCCAAACGGGUCGCGACCGAAUGCCCUUGAAAUCGAUAUGCGCCGGAGACUUUUCUGGAUCAUCACGUCCAUGGAGUACGGUUUGUCUCACAGCUUGGGAAGGCCGAGCGCAUUCGGCGUGACCGUCGAUAAUAUCAACGUCAACUUUUUCGAGCUUUGCGACGAUCGCUUCAUCAGCGCGGAUGGGUUGCUGCCUGGACAUCACCCAAUCAUGAAGAAAUGUAUUUCCAUUCACUUUCUCAAGAUGAGACUGCUCCAAGCGGAGAUCAGACGGACCUUAUACCUUCGAAAGCGAGAUACACCGACCUCAGAUACGGAUCCUUGGUUCCAUCAAAUGCUCAAAAAGAUCGACGACUGGGUCCGAGACUGUCCCAAAAAUGACGAAGGGUCCGGCCUGAGUGAAACUUGGUUUAUUGGUCGCAAGAACACAAUGAUCGUCUUCAUGUAUCGACCCUCACCCCAAAUACCUACUCCAUCCCUCGAAGCAGCCCAGAAAUGCUACUCAGCGGCUAUCUUCAAUAUCCAGAUGCAGAAGCGCCAAGCCGAAGCAAACCUGAUAGACAUCACCUGGAUUUUCACCCAGGCGAUCUUCAUGGCUCUCAAUACCGUCCUAUGGUGCCUGUCUUAUCCAAGUAUCAGACAGCAACAUACUAUCGAGGAAGCCCAAAUGCACAUUCAAGAUGCUCUGACAGCGAUCGAUCUCUGCGCCGACCGGUGGCCUGGCGUCCGAUCCGCACAGCAACUCUACGAGAACCUUGUGCUCGGCUGUCUCAAGGCUUACGACGCCGACAAAACAGGCGAAUCCCCAGCUACGUCGGACUACGUAAGCACGACCACGCAGGACAUCAGUUCCUCGGCAUCAGGUUUUGCCAACAGCCCUGCCAGCACAGCAAACACCUCUCUAUACGGUGCACAAUCACCUCAAUCGAUUCACAGCGUCCACACAGCAGGCACCAUCAAUCAGACCUUCCAACCACAGCAGGCGUCAAGCGGUUACAAUGACCAGUCAAAGCAACCACAAUCGUACCAGCCAGAGAACGUCCAUCAGACUUCUCAACCACAGAAUCUAGACACACAAUAUAUACCACACAACGUUCCCCGCUAUGACGCACAGUCUAUGAUCUACAGUCUCCCAGGCUUCGAUCCACAUGCGGCUGCGAACUACAUCAACACGACGCAAGGUGGUACCCCUUGGACGUCGGCGGCCAUGGUACCAGGCGUGAUCCCAGGUAUCAAUGGCUCCCCGGACACGAAUUACGACGACUUGCCGUACCUAGCGCCCUUUGGCCAAGAGUACUCACGAUACAUGCACCAGUCAUUCCCGCCUACAUACCAGAUGCAGUCGCUCAGCCGGCAGCAGCAGAUGGAACUGAUGGCCUCACUGGAACAAAGUCAAUUGCCCGACGUUUCCAACUUGGUCAGCGAUGCAACAACUUUCUACACGGCUGCAUUGCCCUGA
Exophiala viscosa is the source of this 2415-nucleotide messenger RNA. RefSeq names its product fungal-specific transcription factor domain-containing protein. Gene Ontology annotation, biological process: DNA-templated transcription; positive regulation of transcription by RNA polymerase II. Gene Ontology annotation, molecular function: DNA-binding transcription factor activity, RNA polymerase II-specific; sequence-specific DNA binding; zinc ion binding. The transcript has 2 exons. Bases 1 to 2415 code for a protein of 804 amino acids. The record is from RefSeq and is a predicted model, not a curated record. NCBI's taxonomy places the organism in Eukaryota, Fungi, Ascomycota, Eurotiomycetes, Chaetothyriales, Herpotrichiellaceae.